AUGCUUGUGUUUGCAAUCGAGCAGUGCAAUCUGGUGCUCUGUCGAUGGUUGACCAGAUCUAUUGCGGCAGGCCAAGCUAACCAUAUCGGCAGCAAGUCGCACCUUCCAUAUCGCCGUGCGGGCAGGCGCAACCGGCCCUUCUGCUUUCAGCGGAAACGGCUAUCCACCUUCGGCGGAACGGAGGCUAACAGCAACGCAUCCACUUUGUCUACUUACCCAACCCAGGUUGCUGUCAAAAUGCCACAAUUAGUGCCUCUGGUUGCUGCUGCUCGUCUCUCUUCUUCUCCCUUUAUCAUCUCUGCGAACCAUCUGCGACAGUCCAGUAUUCGCCACUCGCACCAUCCCCCGCUUCAGAGAGCUUCUUUUCAUCACCAGACUAGCCCAGCACCACAAACAGAGCGCAACAAACUCUCCACUACAUUGUGA
Bipolaris victoriae FI3 is the source of this 426-nucleotide messenger RNA. RefSeq lists its product as hypothetical. The transcript is spliced from 2 exons. The record is from RefSeq and is a predicted model, not a curated record. Lineage: Eukaryota; Fungi; Ascomycota; Dothideomycetes; Pleosporales; Pleosporaceae. The coding region runs from base 1 to 426 and encodes 141 amino acids.